Molecule: messenger RNA, 1428 nt
Organism: Drosophila suzukii
Lineage: Eukaryota; Metazoa; Arthropoda; Insecta; Diptera; Drosophilidae
Product: prolyl 4-hydroxylase subunit alpha-2
Biological process (GO): peptidyl-proline hydroxylation to 4-hydroxy-L-proline
Cellular component (GO): endoplasmic reticulum
Molecular function (GO): L-ascorbic acid binding; iron ion binding; procollagen-proline 4-dioxygenase activity
Source: RefSeq, a predicted model, not a curated record
AACCUUUGCUUGUCGAUUUUCCUUAUGGGAGUGACAACAGCUAUGGAAACUAAGUACUAUGCCACAUCGACGCGGGAAAUGGCAGCCCUGGUACAAAUAGAAGACGAACUAAUAGGAUAUAUGCGCCAGUAUGCUGAGGAAUUGCAGCUUAAAAUAAACACAAUGAGGGUUUUCCAGAAAGAAUGGAUGACUAGAAGAGCGCUGGGUUAUGCUGAUCCUACGACCUAUGUGGCCAAUCCCCUGAUAAGUUUUCCACUCAUGCGACGAAUGUACUCCGAUGCUCCUAAGUUGCUUGAAUUUGCUCGGCAGGAAAUUAAAGGUCCUCUUCAAAAGUUGGUUAACCGAGAUAUAUCUGAUAUUACGGCCCUGGAGCUUAAAGUGGCUGCAACCGGAUUGUUGCGAUUUCAGGGCGUUUAUGGCCUGAAUGCAAGCGAAAUGGCCAAUGGAAAAUUGUCUGACAAGCAGUACAACUCCAGUUUAAGUGCCGCAGAUUGCCUUGCUUUGGGCACUCAUUUAGAGGAUCAGAAAAAAGGUAAACAGGCAUGCAAGUGGCUAAGAAUUUCCCUGGACCAGUAUGAAGAUCAUUUGGAUCCUGUAAAUAGGUUACUUCAAACAGGUCGCUCUCAAAUCUAUGAGAAACUAGGCCUAACUUUGCUUUCCAUGCAUGACUUGCCAGCCAGUCAAACUGCCUAAGAAUCAAUAGAGUGGGCCUCCAAGGAUGAUAAUACCAAUCUGGCCAAAUUUGAACGAAAUUUGGAUCACAUGUUUGUGCAUCUGGAUAAUUGUCGGGGAAAAACUCCUACCAAGAAAUUCCCCCUCCGUUGUCGCUAUUUUACAGAAGGUUCACCAUUUCUUCACCUGGCUCUUAAGAUGGAGCAGCUCAACUUUGAACCUUUUGUUGGUCUCUUUCAUGAUUUUAACGCCGAAGAGCAGGAUGAUUAAUAAACCUUUCAAACCAAGACUAGAACAUAGGAAGUAGAUAGCUCCAGCGUAGAGGCUGAAGUGCCGGUGAAUGCCUCUGAUCAUGUAGCGCGAAUUCACCAAAGGAUUGAGGAUAUGACAGGACUCAAUUGAGAAAGCAACCCGAUAACAGUCUCCAACUUUGGCAUUGGAGGCCAGGAUUUUAUCCACUUAGACUGCGAGCAGCCGAAGGAAUUCGUUGAACCAUUAAUUCCGGAAUAUCGCACGGCCACUGUGCUGUUUUAUCUAAGUGAGGUUCAGAUGGGUGGUCAUGCCUCUUUUCCGGAUCUGGGUUAUGGCUUUAAGCCAAGUCGUGGAUCGGCCUUGGUUUCAAACAUUGACAACUCUGGAAAUUGUGACAUUCGAAGUUUGCAGGCCACUUGUCCGGUGCUCCUUGGAACGCAGUGGGUGGCCAGAAAAUGGAUCAGUGGGUCAGGCCAGUGGCGCAGGAAACCCUGUCGGAAGUGA